AUGGCUGCGCCCAUAGAAAAUAAUAUUGAAGCAGAUAUUUGCAAAAGAUUUAAGAUUCCUGCUCUCAGACCUAAUCAAAAGAAAGCUAUUUAUGCUGUCAGUGAUAGAAAAGAUGUUUUCGUCGGAACGAAAACAGGCAGUGGAAAAUCUCUGACCUACGAGUGCAUUCCAAUACUUUUUACCGGAGCGUGUGUCGUUAUAAUAACGCCGCUAAUUUCUAUAAUGUCUGAACAAUGUAAAAAAUUGACUGCUUUGGGUUUCAAAGCGACCUACAUAGGAAAAGACUCGGCUGAAACGAAUCACAUAAUAAAUGGGGAGUAUGACUUUAUUUAUGCAAGUCCCGAACAGCUGGUUGGUGAUGUGAAAUGGCGAGGUGUCCUGAAAUCUGAUAUCUACCAGCGAAAGCUAAGAGCAAUUGUAGUCGAUGAAGCACACACAGUCAUACAAUGGGGAGACUCUCAAGAGAAGAAAACAGAACCAUUUAGAGAAUGGUUUUUUAGAAUUGGGGAACUUCGUUCACUAUGUUCCAGCGCUCAAAUGGUGGCACUUACAGCAACAGCAGGGCCAAGCAACAGAAGAAAAAUAUUAAAUCAAUUAAGCUUUUCUUCCAAUGCAGAAAUUGUUGUUGAAUCUCCUGACAGAUUGAAUAUAAAAAUAUCAUCCAAAUGUAUUCCUAAUAAUGACAAAAUCGAGAAUGUGUUUGCAUGGUUAAUUUCUGACUUGAGAGCACUAAAAGAAAAGAUGUCACGUCAUGUUAUAUUUUGCGAGUCUAUAUCUGAUGUUUCAAAACUGUACGUUGCUUUUGUUAAAAUAUUUGGUGCAAACUGUGAAUUGAUUAACAUGUAUCAUAGUAAAACUAAUGAAAAGUUAAAAGAAAAAAUCAGAGCCGACAUGGCUGUGGAUGGGAAAAUUCGAAUUCUUAUCUGUACUAAUUCUGCUGGGAUGGGCGUUAAUUUUUUUGGCCUGAAUAAUAUUGUUCAUUAUGGAUUGCCCAGAGAAAUGGACACUUUUGUGCAACAAAUGGGGCGAUGUGGUAGAGAUGGCAUGCUGUCAAAUGAACUCAUACUAUUCAAAAACCACAAGGGACACUUAAAGAAGGUUGAAUGUGAACUCGUAAAAUUGGCAAAAGACAGCAAUGAAUGCAGGCGAAACAAUUUGUGCAAAGCAUACGCGAUGAAAAAAGCUAAUAUCAUUCCCAUUCAUAAUUGCUGUGAUGUCUGCGAGAAGAAGUGUAGUUGUGAUGAUGACACUUGUCCCAACACCCACAAAGUUAACCAAGAGACAGAACAGGAAGAGGAAGCAGAGGAAGAAAUGAGUCGAGAGGUGUCUGAAGAAGACAGAAAAUUUCUCAAACAAAAGUUAUUAGCUUUGAAAUAUCAAAUGUCGGUUGAAUAUGACAGUGUUUUGCAAUUUGAGUUAAUUUAUGGUUUAACAGAUAAAGUUAUUGAUAGUGUUGUUGAAAUAUGUCAUCUAAUAUUUAAUCCAGAUGAUGUCAUGAAGUGUUGUCAAAUAUGGUCAUAUGCAUCAGCUGUAAUUGUAUGUAAUAUUGUCAAUGAAGUAUUUGGAGACAUAGAAUUUUAUCAAAUAGACACUGACUCUGAAUAAUAAAGUGUUCUGUAUAAAAGUGCCCCACAACAGCUCGAUAUGCCAAUCAAUUAUUGUCAAGUUAUAAUAGUUUCGAGUUCAAGAGAUUAGUCAACCAUUUCAACAAUUUUUCAUUUCCUAUAAUGUUUGAUGUACAUACAUCUCCUGUGGUUUAGGUAUUAUUAUAACAAAUGAUACAUCAUUUUUUUCCUACUGGUUGUGUUACAUUAACAAGUGCCUAUCUGCAGAUUUUGUUUAUUGCAUGGUUGAUUAACAAUGAUACAUCAGAACAGAUCAUGUUUAUUAUUUUGUCAUUUUAGUAAGACAUGACACUGUUCAAUUUAUG
Molecule: messenger RNA, 1930 nt
Organism: Magallana angulata
Lineage: Eukaryota; Metazoa; Mollusca; Bivalvia; Ostreida; Ostreidae
Exons: 2
Coding region: 1-1605 (534 amino acids)
Biological process (GO): telomere maintenance; double-strand break repair via homologous recombination
Cellular component (GO): cytoplasm; nucleoplasm; nucleus
Molecular function (GO): nucleic acid binding; four-way junction helicase activity; ATP binding
Source: RefSeq, a predicted model, not a curated record